UGCAAGCACUCGAGAUGGAGCACCAGGGAAUGGUUUCUGCACAGAGCACUGUGUUAUCCAGCCAGCUUCACAUAAUCAAAGAAGCCCCAUAAAAAAGCCUCAUCUGGACAGCAGAUAUUUCAAAGUUUAGGCAAAAUAAACAACUAUGCAUACUUGGAAAGUGUGGGUGAUCUACAUAGCUUUGGCUGCACUCCUCCCUGAAGAACAAGCCCUGGGACAGGCCUGUCUUUCUUGCGAUGCCACUCAGUCUUGCAACUGCUCUUCCAUGGGUUUGGACUUCAUUCCCUCGGGGCUCACGGGCAAAAUCACGGCGUUAAACCUGGCCCACAACAGGAUAAAGCUGAUCCGGGCACAUGAUCUGCAGCAGGCUGUGAACCUGAGAGCCCUGCUGCUGCAGUCCAACCAAAUCAGCUCCAUAGACGAGGACUCGUUUGCCUCCCAGGGGAAACUGGAGCUGUUGGACUUGUCAAAUAACAGCCUGGCUCACUUGUCCCCGGUGUGGUUUGGGCCCCUUUUCUCACUCCAGCACCUCCGCAUUCAAGGCAAUUCCUACAGCGACCUGGGAGAAAGUUCCCCCUUUUCCAGCCUGAGAAACUUGAACUCCCUCCACCUGGGCAACCCACACUUCUCCAUCAUCAGGCAAGGAAACUUUGAGGGCAUUCCGUUUCUCAACACGCUGAAGAUUGACGGUGGCAAUCUCAGUCAGUACGAACCUGGAAGUCUGAAAUCGAUUAGGAAGAUAAAUCACAUGAUCAUAAGCGUGCGAAGGAUUGAUGUAUUCUCAGCAGUCAUCAGGGACCUUCUGCACUCUGCCAUUUGGUUAGAUGUAAGAAAACUAGCAUUCAGUGUUCCUGAAAAAAUACAACUUUUGAGAAUUAUGUCUUCCUCUUUCGCAAACAAAAUAUCUUUAAAACAGUGCUUAUUUACAGAUGCUACUGUACCUGUGAUUGUCAGCAUUUUAGAAGGCAUGCCAAGAUUAAUGGAGGUGGAGAUGAAAGACUGUACACUCUUGGGCACUGGUCAGUGGUAUACACAAAUUCAUGCAAAGCAGUCACAAUCUCUGAGGGUUCUGACAAUAGAAAAUUUAUCUAUAGAAGAAUUCUAUUUGUUUACAGAUCUCCAGUCUGUACUAAAUCUACUGUCUCUUUUUAGGAGAGUCACAGUUGAAAAUACCAAGGUGUUUCUGGUACCAUGCAAACUUUCACAACAACUUCUGUCAUUGGAGUAUCUUGACCUUAGUGCAAAUUUACUUGGCGAUCAGAGUUUGGAGCAUUCGGCCUGUCAGGGUGCAUGGCCUUCAUUACAAACUCUAAAUCUUAGUCAGAAUUCAUUGAGUGACUUAGAAAUGACAGGUAAAAGCUUGUUUCAUCUAAGAAACCUAACUCUCUUAGACAUCAGUGAAAACAAUUUUGGUGAGAUUCCAGAUGUGUGUGAAUGGCCUGCAAACCUGAAAUACCUGAAUCUCUCCAGCACUCAAAUUCCCAAAUUAACACGUUGCAUUCCCACAACUCUUGAAGUGCUGGACGUUAGUGCUAACAACCUGCAGGAUUUUGGUCUGCAACUGCCAAAUCUGAAGGAGCUGUACCUGACAGAAAACCAUCUGAAGACCUUGCCCGAAGCUGCAGGCAUUCCUAACUUAGUGGCCAUGUCGAUCAGCAGAAACAAGCUCAACAGCUUCUCCAAGGAAGAGUUUGAGUCCUUCAAGCAAAUGGAGCUGCUGGAUGCCAGCGCCAACAACUUCAUUUGCUCGUGCGAAUUCCUCUCCUUCCUUCAGCGUGAGGCAGGGAUAACCCAGGCGCUUGUGGGGUGGCCAGAAAGCUACAUCUGCGACUCUCCGCUGGCGGUGCGAGGGGCACAGGUUGGGAGCGUGAGGCUGUCGCUGAUGGAGUGCCACCGGUCCUUCCUGGUGUCUUUGAUCUGCAUUCUGACGUUCCUGUUCAUCCUGAUCCUGGUGGUCAUUGGGUACAAGUACCAUGCGGUCUGGUACAUGAGAAUGACCUGGGCAUGGCUCCAAGCCAAGCGGAAGCCCAAGCGAGCCCCCGCGAAAGACGUCUGCUACGACGCCUUUGUCUCCUACAGUGAGAACGACUCCAACUGGGUGGAAAACAUCAUGGUGCAGCAGCUGGAGCAGGCGUGUCCACCCUUUAGGCUGUGCCUCCAUAAGCGGGACUUUGUGCCCGGGAAGUGGAUUGUGGACAACAUCAUCGACUCCAUUGAGAAGAGCCACAAGACCCUCUUUGUGCUGUCGGAGCACUUUGUGCAGAGCGAGUGGUGCAAGUACGAGCUGGAUUUCUCGCACUUUCGCCUCUUUGACGAGAACAACGACGCGGCGAUCCUCCUCCUGCUGGAGCCCAUUCAGAGCCAGGCGAUCCCCAAGAGGUUCUGCAAGCUGCGCAAGAUAAUGAACACCAAGACCUACCUGGAGUGGCCUCCUGAUGAAGAGCAACAGCAGAUGUUUUGGGAGAACUUGAAAGCAGCUCUCAAAGCCUAGAUAGGAUCAUUAAAAACUGAGUCCCUAGCCAUCCUCUUCUGGAUUUAUUUCCAUUGCCUUUUUGUGCCUUUAUCUAGCUGUAUCUAACAGAGGUCUGAGCUACUGUAAUUGCUGUUACUUGCUUUGAAAUUGUACUAUUCUUGUCUCUGUGAUCAUGACAUUUCUAAGCAUUUUAAUCAGCAGUCUUACCUAAAGCAGUUUUGUUUAAAGAUUUGCUGUUGAAAAGUUUUUUAGAUACACAACUGUCUAUUUUAUAUAGCUUUAUCUUUGCAAAAGCUUUACAUGAGAGCCUGCUUAGCCUAGGUUUAACCACUUCAAUUGCAUCCUAAUGUAAGACAGUUUAUGCAGCAAGGAUUUUCCUCCUAGCUCCAUACUGAGUAGAUCUAAGGACUGAUUCUCAAUAGUAUUUCAUGAUCGUGGUAAGUUAAAUGUCAAAAUCUUCUAAAAAUCAUAGCUGCAAACUUUAAUCUACAUACGUGCUUUCACACUGUGAUGCUUGUUCUUUCUUAGUGAAGAGAUGCUUCAGAGGAGGAUCCAUACACUUUUUUGACUUGCUUAAGUGUAGUUGUUGAAGUGCUCACCUGAAGUGUGUCAACACAAUACCAAUGUAGUCUUUAAUUUCAAGACCAUACUCUUCUCUCCAAUCCACCAGCCCAAAGUGGGUGUUCCUCACCUUUUUUCUCUGCAACUUAGUCCGCAAAACCAGAGCAGCUGAAGACUUUCCCACCUCAAGCACUGUUGGAUGGGCUCAUGUUAUCUUAGGAAGAUGGCUGGGACAAGGAUUGUAACUGCUGAAGAAGUGGAGUAAACAGAGACACCACCACCAAGCUCUUCCUUCAGAUGUCAUCCGAAAAUGAAGGGGAGUCUCAGGUGGCACCUGUCCUGGAGAUGCAGAGAGUUUCAGCCGACCCUUAACAGCUUGAAUCUGGUCAGCCUAAUAACUAACUGUCUACUUGAUCAGGUCAGUGUUUAGGCAUAAUGUUCUUGGGACUGACAUUUGCAGGUAUGCACAGAAGCAAAUCUUGAAAGGCUUCCCAUGGAAACGUUUACAGUACUUAUUACUUUAUCUGGGGUUAGAUGAUAGAAUCAUGAACAGCUUGAGUUGGAAGGGAGCUUAAGGACCACUUAGUUCCAAAGCUCUGCCAUAGUGAGGAAUACCUUCCAGUAGGAAAGGCUGCUCACAGUCCUAUCCAACCUGGCAUCCACAGCUUCUCUGGGCAGCCUGUGCCAAUGCCUUGCUGUUCUCUGAGUAAAGAAUUCCUUCCUAACACUUAAUCUAAUUCUAUUGUAUUUUAGUUUAAAUAAGGAGGAAAUCACUUUGGAUGCUACAAGCAGUUCAGAAAUAGAGCAGGCAAAAUGAUUUGUCCUUAAAGUCAGUGAAUAUCACAUGUUCUAAUUCUGAACAUGCACUUAUUAAAAAAGGGGAAGGGGCUCAAUUAUUAGAAGUUAAUGCAGCCCAUAACUAACUGAACAUCAAAACAAGUGUAUGUGUAAAGGCCAAAAGAGAAAAGUCUUCCGCAUCCUCCACUGCCUUCACAGUACAAGCAGUUAGACCAGCAUUUCCUCUACCAACAGACACAUACCUCCAGCUACCUCUGCAACAGGAAAUAUUUGCCAAAAUUUCAGGUGGCUUUUCCUCCACAGAGAGUUCUAUGUGACUACCAAGCAUAUAAUGAACAUUACUGCGAUUAGGUCUUCCUCCAAGUGGACAUUGGGAUAUGUAGGAAUUACAGUACAGCAGCUCUUGUAAGAGGCAAGGGGAAAAAAAAGAAAAAAAAUCUAAAAGUAAUCUUACAUUACCUUACAUUAAUAAGAUGAUGAAACUAUUUGGGUGCUAUGUUUCAGACUUUGAUGUAUACAAAGCCAUUAUCUGACUUAAAAUUCUUCUUAUCUGCUACACAACUUCCUGUUGUAAAAAUUUUAACUAGAAGUCACUAGCAAGGUAUUUAACAAUGAAACAAACUUUAAAUAUUGGCACUUCCUUUUUUUUUUUUUUAAUGGGUAUAAUAAGAAAAUAAGUACUUCUUUUCUAGCACAAUCUUCUCAUUAAAUGCAGCAAUUUCUUUAAAAAAUGCCUUCCUAAUAUGCUGUAAAGUCCUUCUGUAAUGUGGAAAGAGACCCGAUCUUGCAAAAGGGUACAUAGCACAGCAGAAUUGUACCAACCAGCUAUACCAAAAGCUACUUUGUCUGGUCUUUUUUACAAUUAAGCAUGAAAUAUGCAUAGGGCAGUGCACAGGAAAAUAUCCAACACUGCAUUCUCACUAAUUUCUCACUUCUGUUCCAGAUAUAGGAAGUAAUUAAUGUAUAGGACUAUGCUUACAACUGGUCAGCCCAUGUAAUACAUGUUCCCACCUAAUCUGUUGUUAAGGAAAUUGGAGAUAAAAAUUACCAGUAGGUAAAUCUUGGUGUCUUCCUUAGCUGAAGUCAAAGAGAAAGUACUGGGUUAAUGUUUUGAAUUGUCUUCACUACUUUUUUUUUGGAGGAGUAAGAUUAAAUUUAAAUAUCCUCCUCACAUACUGUGAAGUCACAAAAGUGGACUUUAAAAAAAAUUAUUUUAACUCAAGCAGUUUUCUACAGAUACAGCAGCAAAUCUUCAACAGAUAUUUCUUAUGCUGGAGAAAAAAUGUAGUUUACUAAGAGGAGGGGAAAAAUAGCACUUGUUCUGAAAGUGGGUUAUACCAAUCUCAUUAUUUAAAGAACAAAAGCCACUGCAUAGUCCUAAAACUUUACAUACUUUACAUUAAAACACUCCUCUCAUUAUAUAAAUUAUUUAAGAACGUCUUAAAAUCAAGGAGGAAGAUAUAAACAUACUUUUUUUUUUUUUUUU
Molecule: messenger RNA, 5318 nt
Organism: Lagopus muta (rock ptarmigan)
Lineage: Eukaryota; Metazoa; Chordata; Aves; Galliformes; Phasianidae
Gene: TLR2
Product: toll like receptor 2
Exons: 3
Coding region: 146-2491 (781 amino acids)
Biological process (GO): immune response; toll-like receptor signaling pathway; inflammatory response
Cellular component (GO): membrane
Molecular function (GO): transmembrane signaling receptor activity; triacyl lipopeptide binding; protein binding
Source: RefSeq, a predicted model, not a curated record